Panicum virgatum (switchgrass) is the source of this 928-nucleotide messenger RNA. Its product is annotated as ubiquitin-conjugating enzyme 15-like. The transcript is spliced from 6 exons. Bases 173 to 661 code for a protein of 162 amino acids. The record is from RefSeq and is a predicted model, not a curated record. NCBI's taxonomy places the organism in Eukaryota, Viridiplantae, Streptophyta, Magnoliopsida, Poales, Poaceae.
UCUUUUCCCCCUUGGCGCUGCGCUGCCGCCCCACGACCAAACAACAGCCGCCGCUGCAGCGCCGCCCGCACACGCGCGCGCAGAUACCUUUCCUCUCCCCCGUCUUCUCCUCCCCUCUUCGCCCCUUCCGCCUCGGCCGGAACCCGGCGGCCGGCCGGACCGCGCCCGCGCCAUGACCAGCUCCUCCUCGUCCCCUUCCCGGAAGGCGCUGAGCAAGAUCGCGUGCAGCCGCCUGCAGAAGGAGCUCUCGGAGUGGCAGGUCAACCCGCCCGCCGGCUUCAAGCACAGGGUCACCGACAACCUGCAGAGGUGGGUCAUCGAUGUGGCUGGGGCGCCAGGCACCCUCUACACUGGCGAGACGUACCAGCUGCAGGUGGACUUCCCCGAGCAUUAUCCCAUGGAGGCACCUCAGGUUAUAUUUCUGCACCCGGCACCAAUGCAUCCACACAUCUACAGCAAUGGGCACAUCUGUUUAGAUAUAUUGUAUGACUCAUGGUCCCCAGCAAUGACGGUCAGUUCUGUCUGUAUCAGCAUCUUGUCUAUGUUGUCAAGCUCGCCCGCAAAGCAACGCCCAGCCGAUAAUGAUCGCUAUGUCAGGAACUGCCGCAACGGUAGGUCCCCGAAGGAGACUAGGUGGUGGUUCCAUGACGACACGGUGUGAUGGGUGUUCCAUUGGUGUUUCCUUUUGGCAGCAGCCCCUUCAGUUGCCAGACUACCUUACAUGGGAGAUGAUUUAGGCUUAAUUUCAAGCAACCCAUUUGACUAGAAAUUAACAUGCCCUUGGGGUUUGUAAAUGAAUGUGCAUCAGCGACAGUUGCUGUAAUUGUUAAUCCUUACACCUUCGAUGAUGAUAUAUAGAAUAAUGUUUGUUGUCAUUUUACGGAACAGACACGAAAUGCAACUCAAGUUGAUUUUUUUACUUGCUGGA